CAUUCCUUCACAUUUACUAGCAAAAUAUGUGACCCGUGCUCUGUAAUUGCACCGGCUGCUCUAAAAGCUCCAGCUAAAGAUUCCAAUUCACGAAAGAGAAAUGAAGCCAUUCCAUGACAGCCAGAUUAAAUUCCCAUGUUCAAUGCUAAACAUAUUGGCCCCAAAUCUACAGUAACGCCUAUAAUAACUGUUCCCUUGCUAUUCUUCCUCUUCAUCCUCUGGUGUGUGCUCUGGAAAAACUUGCUGCGCGGUCCACACGAUAGAAAAAUGGCCGCCGACAGCAACCGGAAGGCUCCCUGCGGCAAGCCUCAGUUCCUCAAGGUGCUCUUCACGGACUUCAUGGAGAAGAUGCCGAUCCCGGCCAAGUUCAUGCGGCGGCACCUGGCAGCGGAGCCCGGGCUCCGGCGGGCCACCCUGAUGAGCCCAUUGGGCAAAUUCUGGCACGUCGACGUGGUCCGAGACGGCCACGGCGGCGACAGCGACGUUUACUUCGCCGGCGGCUGGGCCGAGUUCGUGAGGGCCAACAGGCUGGAGGAGGAGAACUUCCUGGUGUUCAAGUACGAAGGGAACAUGGUGUUCACUGUGAAGGUGUUCGAGACGUCCGGGUGCAUCAAGAACUACGACGACCUCGUCGUCUCCGGCGCAUUGUUAGAGCAGGCAGCACCGAGGAAGCGGUCCAGCACUGGCUGUGGAUCGCAGCCUACGUCCAAGGGCCAUGGUGGUACACAUGCUCAGAAAACCAGGAAGGUCAGUGACAGGAGCCUUACCGGUGAUGGUGCCAUACAGGCAAAGAAGCAGUACAAACCUCGCAGGAUUCUGAUGGAAGACAAUGAUGGCGAGCAAGAUGCCACCACAGAGAAGUACGCCCAAGCGGACACCCACUCCGGCAUCGCAACGGAGGCCAAGGAGUCCGAGUACACCGGCACCCUCCCUUUCUACGCCAAGACGGCGACUCCUUGCAACAUUCGCUACAGCUACAUGGCAAGUUCUUUAGCUGGUUCAAAAUCAAAUCUAUACUCUCUAGUUCAGAUAGAUAUGCACUGUGAACUUAUAAAGUUCUGCGUCAUGAACGGCAUCGCGACGAACCGGCUGAUGAUACUCAAGGACUCGGGCGGGAGGUCGUGGCCCGUGAAGCUGACGCUGACGAGCGACCAGGCGCGCAUGAAGGCUGGGUGGGGCCACUUCUCCGGCCACCAUGGGAUCAAGGUCGGGGACCUCUGUGUCUUCCACCUCGUCGACGAGCACACCUUCAACGUCAGCAUAAGGCGGGCCGAGUAAUAAUAAAGUGUUUUGUCUACUGGU
Triticum dicoccoides is the source of this 1302-nucleotide messenger RNA. Its product is annotated as putative B3 domain-containing protein Os04g0347400. The record is from RefSeq and is a predicted model, not a curated record. The transcript is spliced from 3 exons. The coding region runs from base 136 to 1278 and encodes 380 amino acids. Gene Ontology annotation, molecular function: DNA binding. NCBI's taxonomy places the organism in Eukaryota, Viridiplantae, Streptophyta, Magnoliopsida, Poales, Poaceae.